AUGAAAUCCUUUACGUAUGAUGGAGGAAUGAAUGAAGCGACAAGAAUUCCAGAAGGCACAGAGCGGCUUGUCAUUGCUUCAUCCGUAAAAGUACUCCCCAUGAUCGUAUGCCAAGACUGUGCCGAUACCUUGCAAGAGAUUGUUUUCCCAUCGGAAGGAGAGUGCAAUCUUCGUCAGAUUGAUGGUUUCUGGAUGGCAGAAACGAAUGACGAGGACGACGAUAGCGACUACCAGCACAGUGAGGAUAAUGCGGAUUGGGACAUUGCCAUAGGACGAUGCAGUGCCUUGAAGAGGUUGGCUAUUCCUUCCUCUGUAGAGAUCAUUGGAAACCACGCAUUUUUUCUUUGUACAGGUUUGGUGGAGGUAAAUCUCUCCGAAGGCUUGAAAACGAUUGGAUCGAAUGCGUUUGGCAUUUGCUCUUCGUUAUCCAAGAUUGGGAUUCCGUCUACGGUCGAGACCAUUGGUAAACUCGCUUUUGGGGACUGCAUCAAGUUGGAUGAAGUAAAGUUCGCCGCUGAAAAUAGGGUGAAACAAAUUGAAGAGAUGGUCUUUUCGGGCUGCGCUUCAUUGUCAGAUAUCAACCUCCCACAAACAAUUGAAGAAAUCGGGGCCGAGGCCUUCAACGACUGCAGAAGCCUGAAAUCAAUCGAUCUUCCCAAACAACUAAGAAUCAUCAAACAAGAGGCGUUUGCAAGUUGCACAAAGCUUGAAGAAAUACAGCUAUAUGAUGGGAUCAAAGAAAUUGAACAGCAGGCGUUUGAAGGAUGCAGCGCACUGCUGAGGAUUGCGAUUCCUUCCACAGUGGAAUAUCUUGGGAACUGUGCUUUCUUUGAUUGUUUUGCGUUGGUAGAAAUUAUUCUGAAACCUGGACGAUUGAAAUGCGUACCACAGGAGUCAUUUGCGUUAUGCGACAGUUUGCAAUCGAUUUCCAUUCCUUCGACGAUCGAGAGUAUCCAACAAUGCGCAUUCACAAAUUGCAGUCUUAGAUCGAUGGAGAUACAUCCUGACUCUACCAUCGAAAUUGAAGAAUACUCGUUGGGAGGUAACGAACAGCUUCGCAAUCUUUCGUGGGAGGCCAGCCCUAAUGCAUGGAUCAGUCGAAGUGCACUUCUUCGAGAUGAUUCGGAUGAAGAAGAUCUUGACGAUCCAGAGUUUUGGAAAAGUCGCUUUAGCGGGUACCUUGUUCACAAUAUGUGCUACCAUGCAUCUACGACCAAGAUUCUUCAACUCAGCAGGUCUGUGGACCUUUGUAAGCCUUCAGUGAGUGCUAACGUUGGCUCUGAUGUCCGAUUUAGAAAUCACGCAGUAGACAAAUAUGGCAUGACUCCGUUCCAUGUCCUGCUCUCUGCCGCCAAACGGAGACAAGAUUUGCUCGAUGUUUUGUUGGACAGGUAUCCUUUGCAAUUGCUAGGAUGGAAAGAUAGAUGGGGCAAGCGUCCGUUAGAUGGCUUGGCUGGGAACUGGACUAGCGAAGCCAGGGAAAUGACAAAGAGUGUUGUGCAGAAAUGGAUGAUUGAUCGGAUGGCCACUUGGGGCUUGCCAGCAUGGAAAGAAAAUAUAUCGAGAAGACUGAACAGGUUAAUGGAACCUGAGCGGGGGCAUCCAAGGUUGGAUGAAUUAUGUGAUCAGUUUUCAUAUUUCGAACGAGUGGAGGCCACGUCGUUGUUGGAACUGUGGUUGUGGAAAAUGGCGAUACGAUCCACUCGAAAAGAAGACAAACGUUUUCUCUUGGAGGACCGAUGCAGCAGUCGGAAUUGGUGCGGCGCUUCCUUUGUCAUCCCAAUUGUUAUAUCGUUUCUACCGGAAGUAGACGAGAUAGCUGACAGUGUCAGUAGCGAAAGGGAUGAUGAUAACUUCAAUGAACGUCAAGAUAACUAUUCUGAUGAUUCAAGUGGUGACAGUGAAGAAGCCUUGUAUUCUGCGAAGUACAAGCGUCUCCGGUUCUUCCCAUCCAGCUCGGACACCUCUGCUGCUGGCGACGAUAGCGAUAGUCAUAUAAUCAUGCAUAUAGAGUCUAUUUGA
Messenger RNA from Cylindrotheca closterium, 2022 nucleotides. The record is from the annotation of a GenBank genome assembly. NCBI's taxonomy places the organism in Eukaryota, Bacillariophyta, Bacillariophyceae, Bacillariales, Bacillariaceae.